Betta splendens (Siamese fighting fish) is the source of this 1149-nucleotide messenger RNA. RefSeq names its product trace amine-associated receptor 13c-like. The transcript has 2 exons. The coding region runs from base 163 to 1149 and encodes 328 amino acids. Gene Ontology annotation, biological process: G protein-coupled receptor signaling pathway. Gene Ontology annotation, cellular component: membrane. Gene Ontology annotation, molecular function: trace-amine receptor activity. The record is from RefSeq and is a predicted model, not a curated record. NCBI's taxonomy places the organism in Eukaryota, Metazoa, Chordata, Actinopteri, Anabantiformes, Osphronemidae.
AACACUUAUUUGACACACAUUAACUGUAAAUAUGUUUCACCUUUACAUACCAAUCUGAUGCAUUUGGGUUGAUUAUUGGAAAAGAGGGAGGAGCCAGACGAACCAAUCUUAUGAUGGCCUCUGGUGUGAAAGCUGCCAGAGCUCCACAGCUUCUCUGUGACCAUGGAGGAAGCUGAGCUCUGCUUCCCACAGCUCCUCAACGCCUCGUGCAAAAGGCCGACGCAGCAUCAAGCUGAGAGCGUUUUCAUUUCCGUCCUGCUGUCCUGCAUCUCUCUGCUCACAGCAGUUCUCAACCUGCUGGUCAUCAUCUCCAUCUCACACUUCAGGCAGCUCCACACUCCCACCAACCUCCUCCUCCUCUCUCUGGCCGUCUCUGACUUCCUUGUCGGCUUUCUGCUGAUGCCGUUUGGAAUCUUCCUGAUAGGAAGCUGCUGGUUUUUAGGGAAGUUCAUGUGUGGAUUUUUUCAAUACACCUCCUUUACCAUCACAUCGUCGUCUGUGGGAAACAUGGUGCUGAUUUCAGUGGACCGAUACGUGGCCAUUCAUGACCCUUUGACUUACACCACUAUGGUCACACAGAGAAGAGUUCGAGUGUGUGUGUAUCUGUGUUGGGCCUGCUCUGUCUCCUAUAAUGGUGUCGUACUCAAUACUUUUUUGAAAAAUCCAGACGCAUAUAACUCCUGCUAUGGGGAGUGUGUGGCUGUCAUCAACUAUGUAACGGGAGCUGUAGACGUUGUGUUGACAUUUAUUGGUCCAAUCACAGUCAUCAUUGUUCUGUAUGUGAGAGUCUUUGUCGUUGCUGUCUCUCAGGCUCGAGCCAUGAGGUCUCAGAUCGUGUCGCUCCAGGGUUCAAUUUGUGUAGUUGCUCAGAAGUCAGAGAGGAAAGCAGCUAAGACUCUGGGAGUGGUAGUGGUUGUGUUCCUGAUCUGUUUCUGUCCCUAUUACUACCCAUCUCUGGUGGGUGAGGACACGUCUCCAUCCACCACAGCAGCAUUUUCUAUUUUUGGUGUGUGGCUGCUUUACUGUAACUCCUGCAUGAAUCCAGUCAUUUAUGCUUAUUUCUACCCCUGGUUCAGAAAAUCUAUCAGACUCAUUGUUACUCUGCAGAUACUAAAGCCUGGCUCCUGUGACGCCAACAUGCUGCAGUAG